Messenger RNA from Colletotrichum gloeosporioides, 2454 nucleotides. Its product is annotated as Guanine nucleotide exchange factor subunit RGP1. The transcript is spliced from 2 exons. The record is from RefSeq and is a predicted model, not a curated record. Gene Ontology annotation, biological process: retrograde transport, endosome to Golgi. Gene Ontology annotation, cellular component: Golgi membrane; Ric1-Rgp1 guanyl-nucleotide exchange factor complex. The coding region runs from base 1 to 2454 and encodes 817 amino acids. Lineage: Eukaryota; Fungi; Ascomycota; Sordariomycetes; Glomerellales; Glomerellaceae.
AUGUCUCCCGAGGCCUCCAGCAACAGCAACAUCCGAGUCUUUAUCCGCUGGCACGACCAGACUGUCUUCGCUGGCGAGGAGAUCAAAUGCACCAUUACUUUUAAGAAUAUCGCUCGCGACUCAAGUCAACAACGCCAGUCCCAACUGCUCACUCCCACCGACCGCCCCAGGCACGCCUCGCCCUUACUGAGGGCCAAGUCAAACGCUGGCUUAACCCCGCCGAACUCUGCUCAGACACGCGGCCAUCGAUCAGCCCUCUCUCUCAACGUACCGGCUGCUCAAGCACGAAAGCGAUCAGGCUCUGUUCCGUGGCCGUCGCCCCUCACCCCUAAUGCUGCCGAACAUCGCGGCAAUGGUCAUCAAAAAUCCGUCUCAAUAGUGUCGAUCGGCUCUACCAGCACCGUCGCCGACGAAACUCAAAGCAAUGCUAGCUUAACCAAGUCGCAACGGCCCGGCCGCGGCCAUGCGCGCGCCUCGAGUCUCCAGAUUGUCCCUCGCGGAGCUGCUCUGGGACUGGCAGGACCUCACUCUGCCUCCCCCAGACACAUAAGCUCGCCCUUGUUUAACUCGACAUCCGCCUCCGACACGCCUCCUGCGACCUCACGAUCCUCGACGUUUCCCAAUGCGCAGAGUGCUGUUGGCUCACAACGCCCAAUGAGAUCUCCCAAUAACGCGCUGUCUGAAUUUCGAUUCCCGAUGGUCCAGUCACCGCUCUCCGAAUCGACGACCACUCCAUUGACAGCGAACCACGAUGGCCUCUUGAGCCCAAAUACCGAUGCUUCCUCUAGCACAGCCGUGAGACCCAAGGAGGGCAUUCCUACAAUUAUCAACGAACACACAGCCCCAGCCAUGCGAAUACUGUCCACAACCAGCAUGGGCGGAGGCACGCCACGAAGUAGCGGAGAGUUCUACUCUAUGAGCAAUAAUUCAACAGAAACUCUGGCUUCGGAAUACCCAUCACAGCCCACAAGAGGACCUAUGCGACCACCACACUUUAGGCGGCCAUCAAACCUGGCGCACAACCCGAAGUUGCCGGAAUCGUUAAUGAUGGGUUACGCGCAAAUCCAAGGCUCAUUCACGCUUGAUGGGUCGCUUAUCAAUAUUGGCCCUUUUGAACAAGUCAAGCGGAAGGCCGUUGUCGGCGGUCAAGGUGGUGGUGUCAUCGGAGUGGAACCUUCGAAACGGGACAGUGGGCUGCUUCGAAGUUUCGGCUGGGGGAGUAUCAGCAACUCAAUUGGCGAGCUGCUCGGAGGUGGCGAGUUGAGCAGCAUCAAGGACAUGCGCGGCAUCGCCAGUUCCAAGUCUGUUCCUUUGCUCUCAACACCCCAGUCCAUCCUGUUCGUGGACCUCAACUUGGCCCCAGGCGAGCACAAGGCCUUUGAGUACUCAUUCCAGCUUCCUAAAGGGUUGCCACCGACACAUAAGGGCAAAGCGGUGAAAAUCUCCUAUAGUCUGGUUAUCGGCACGCAGCGGGCCGGCGGCUCGAAAGAGCAACAAGUGCGAUCUGUGGAAAUCCCGUUUAGGGUGCUCGGCAGCGUGAACAGUUAUGGCGAGAUUCUGGGUCAUGACCUCAUGAACCCGUAUAUUAUACUUCGUGACCAGGCGAAGAUCAAGACAGUCGAUAAGCUGACGACACUCGGUGAACUAAAGAAGCUCAAGGCGACGAAGCCGGACACUUCGACCAUCAACGACUUCCUUUCUUAUGUAGACGAACUCAUUUCAAGACCACGCGAUGGUUCUAGCACGGGCUUACUCUCCCCCACGGCGUAUCCUGGCUCCCGACGGUCAUCGGCAUUCGAGGACGCGACGACCGCGACAGAGGCCAUCAACAUGGCCAUCAUGCGCAGCAACAUAACUUCGGAGGGCCAGCAGAGCCCCAAUCGCUUCGAGAUUGCUCGCAAUGGGCAGCGGGUAGGCGUCGUGAUGCUUACACGACCGUCUUACCGCCUAGGCGAAGUUGUGACCAUGGCCAUCGACUUCACGGACGCCGAUAUCCCUUGUUACGCCGUUCACUCAUGUCUCGAGUCCGCCGAGCGAAUCGAGCCUCAUCUCGCUAUUCGCUCAGAAGCAUCUAUCCAUCGAGUAACGCGAAGGAUUCACUUCGCGGCAUCGGAAGCAACCCUCUACAACCGGCGGAUGGUUUUUACCCCGACAAUCCCCAUCAACGCGACCCCCGAAUUUGUCACCACCGGCGUGUCGUUGGAGUGGAAGAUCCGCGUCGAGUUCGUCGUACCGAGUCAGGAAACGGAACUCGAGCGGGAGUCACCAAGUACCCAUCCCUUGCUGGAGGAAAUCUCCCGCGAUGAGAAGGGCGGAUUGGUGCUCGUGGCCGUAGAGAACCUAGCAUGCGAGAGCUUCGAGGUGGCCGUGCCGUUGCGGGUGUAUGGUGCCGUCGCAACGGGCCUGGAGAGGCUGGAGAGGGAUGAGGCGUUUGAAGAGGGUCUCGUCGUCUAA